AGAAAAGUUGGUGUUUAUAUAGCUUUAACUCACUCUGAGAAAAGUUGUCCUCCGGUCAGUAAGUGUCCACAGCUCAUCACCGUUUCUCCAGCGGAUUCUUCCGAGUCCAGACUCCGGUUCUGACCCGGGGAUGUUGACUUCGUGGGUAAUAAGAGAGCGCCUCCUGCGGGCCAUCGACAGCCACAGCAACAUCUGCAACAUGGCUGUAGUUGCUGAAAUGAUCUCUGUUUUAGAGGGAUAUCCUAUGACCACAAAGAUACUGGAAGAAACACGUCUUGGCAAGAUCAUCAAUGAUAUCCGGAAGAAAUACAAACAAGAGGAUGUGGGAAAGAGGGCCAAGAUGCUCGUACAAAAGUGGCAGAAUCUAAUCCAGCCACAGAAGACCGCAGUAUUGCUCGAGGGCCACACCGUCUCAUCACAGCCUUCCAGUGCUGGCACACAUCCCUGCAUGUCCACUCCAGCAGCCAGUCCACCAGCAGGAAGAACUGCUCCACAGUCCAAGAAUACCCAUGACUUCAACUGCUCCUCUGAAGUGAACAUACUGAGCAAGAAACGUAAAGCCGAUGGGAACAAUGAGCUGCCCACUCCGCUCAGGAUAUCAAAAAAGACAGAAAAUACUAAAGCACUGAAUUCCAAGUGGCAGCAGAAAGUAGCAUCAGCUCAAACAUCCUCAAGAGGGCACCAACAGACCAGAAUCUCACAUGCCUCCUCACACAGUCCUAAUACUACAUGUCAUAAAGUUGUUGUCACACAAUGUGGACCUCCAGCAGGUAGACCUGUUUUUGUGGAAAGAUCUGGUUUGGGCUGUUCUCUCCCGCUUGAAAAGGUUGAUGCUCAGAAUUUACAGUCUGUCUUCUCAAAUGCCAAAGACUUGGAUUCUCAAAGCAGUUCAUUAUCCAGGAGUCUUACUACACCUAUUCAGAACUCAAAUAACUCCUCUCGCACUGACGAGGUCAUUUGUGAAGAUGGCGGUCCUGUGGAGAGAACAGAGGAAAAGAAACUACAGAAAUGCAAGCAUAAUGACCGUGUGUUAAAUUUAGACAGACAGACUGCAGAGGAUAGAAUAUCAGGCAAAUUAAAAGAAAGGACACCAACAUCUGAACAAGUAAGAUGGGAGUGCAAACCCUCCAUUGACAUGUGUCAGAGAGAGGAGAUCCAACUCUGUGAGUCAGCAAAGCCUUCCUGCUCACCACACCUGAACCAAAGUGCCCAUUUUCCCCUCAGUACCUACCAGCGGACACCAUGGACACACCUGAACAGGAGCAAAAGUCUCCAGCCAUACCCUAGCAGAACACAGGAAAGCACCAUGCCAAAUAUAAUGGGUGUCCAGACUCCUUUUGCACAGACUUUCAUGGAACUGCACUUGAAGGAGGAGGAAGCCCCCAAGUGUAAAAUCUUAAAGAAAACUCAUGAGGUGGCUUCAGACCUUCCAGCCAUGGACUUACCAGGGACAACCAGAGAGGUCAACAGAGAUGACCUCAACAGAUUACACACAACUCGCUGGUCUGGAGUUAAUGGUUGCUAUGACUUCAUGGGGAAUUGGUUUGACUGGACACAGUCCAUGUCAUUAGAUGUACAUGGUGAUGACAGCAGCCUGCACAUACUACCUUAUGUUUCACUGUACUAA
Messenger RNA from Thalassophryne amazonica, 1627 nucleotides. RefSeq names its product mediator of RNA polymerase II transcription subunit 26-like. The transcript is spliced from 3 exons. Gene Ontology annotation, cellular component: mediator complex; core mediator complex; nucleus. Lineage: Eukaryota; Metazoa; Chordata; Actinopteri; Batrachoidiformes; Batrachoididae. The record is from RefSeq and is a predicted model, not a curated record. The coding region runs from base 131 to 1627 and encodes 498 amino acids. Gene Ontology annotation, biological process: positive regulation of gene expression; regulation of transcription by RNA polymerase II. Gene Ontology annotation, molecular function: transcription coregulator activity.